This is a messenger RNA of Anastrepha obliqua, 2451 nucleotides long. RefSeq lists its product as uncharacterized. The transcript has a single exon. Bases 1 to 2451 code for a protein of 816 amino acids. The record is from RefSeq and is a predicted model, not a curated record. NCBI's taxonomy places the organism in Eukaryota, Metazoa, Arthropoda, Insecta, Diptera, Tephritidae.
AUGCAGCCGUACUGCCACACCAACCCUUAUUUCUUAAAUCUUAUGCCAUCAAGCUACAUGCCUGCAGCGUCCAACCCACAAACUACACCGCAGCUCAUCAAUCACAAAGCCCAAAUAGCACCCAGCACCAGCCAGGUACGUAAAAUUUUAGAUUUGCCAGAUUUUCAUGGCUCGCCCGAAGAGUGGCCUAUGUUUUCUGUGGCCUUUAAGGAAACCACGGAAAUGAAUUCAUAUUCGCAAUUGGAGAAUCUGUUACGUCUCCAGAAAGCCCUAAAGGGUAAAGCCAGACAACAGGUGGAGUCGUUGUUAAUCCACCCAUCCAGUGUAGAUGCGGCCAUGAAAACAUUAGAAUUUCAUUACGGUCGCCCAGAGCUACUUAUUAGAAGCCAAAUAGCGAAAGUUCGAGCGUUUCCACCCGUUACCGGAGGACGAAUCGCCGAUAUACUCAAUUUUAGCACGAUGGUAUCAAACUUAGCUGCCUUUCUAGAAAAUUCCGGUGCGGUACCACAUCUAAAUAAUCCAAUGUUGCUCGACGAAUUAAUCAGCAAACUGCCGCUGAACAAGAGAGAAGAGUGGACUCGCCACGUCUUCGAAAUGCAAAAGCCAUAUCCCACUGUGCGUGAAUUUUGCAAUUGGUUGCAGCACACCGCCAUGUAUGUGUCCAUGGCAAUAGAUGUUAUGCCAACAAAAUAUAUGCCCAACGAUUUUGUGUACCACAAACCUAAAGUGUCGUCCAAGCCCGUAAUGACUGUAAAAAAAGAAGAGAAAAAGUGUUUAGUGUGUGACCAAAGCCAUAUUUUAAAUACGUGCUCAAAAUUUAAAGAUGCCGAUUGUUCUAAUCGCUGGAGUAUAGUAAAAAAUAAACAUCUUUGUUUUUGUUGUUUGCAACCUGGUCACAGUGUACAAAAUUGCCGCAAGCGACGAGUGUGUGGUAUAUCGUCGUGUAAUAAAUUCCACAAUCGGUUGCUUCAUAGUUUCAGUGACAAUAACGAAAACAAUAUUUCAUCAGCUGAUAAAGCUGUGGCAACUGUUCAAACUGUGUAUCAAAAUCCACAACAUCCACUCGCUCGAUCAAAUUCACCACAACGUAACAAAACACUUCUCAAAUAUUUGCCUGUCAAGCUGAAAGGUCCCAAAGGCGAAAUUAACAUUUUCGCUUUCAUUGACGAAGGCGCAAAAAUAUCCCUAUUAGAGGAAAAUAUAGCAAACGUUCUCGGCCUCAAAGGCAAAUCCAAUUUACUUCGGCUGAAGUGGAUAGGCAAUCAAAGCAUGAGCGAACAGUCGCGGCAAGUGUCAUUUGAAAUUGCCGGCGCAAAUGAAGCAGCAACGAGUUAUGAAAUGAGGGGAGUGCGUACAACAAAAAAGUUGUAUUUGCCGCAGCAUACGUUAAAUUUGAGCGACUUUAUACAACGUCACGAACAAUUGGCAAAUAUACCAAUCGCUGAUUACAAUAAUGCAGUGCCACAAAUACUUAUUGGAUUGUCGCAUACAGAGUUAAUACGAACAAUAAAAACUGUGAAUUUGGACGAUGGCUUUACAAUUCACAAGACAAUGUUAGGGUGGACAUUAUUUGGAUCGAACGAAUAUCGUUCGGGUGAUGGUACUAUUGGUCAUGUCGAUAUUGAAAGCACACAAUUGAAUGAAAUUAGUUUACAAAUUACAGAAUAUUUUGCAGCAGAAAAGUUUGAAAUAAAGCAAUUCCCAAGCGUUCGUUCAGAAGCUGAUAUUAGGGCGGAAAAGUUAUUACACGAGACGACAAGGUUUGUAAAUAAUAAUAGAUAUGAAACUUGCUUGCUUUGGCAUAAAGAUAAUGUGAAAUUUCCCGAAAGUUUCAGUAUGGCCAUGAAGCGCUUAGAGCAAAUAGAAAUGAAAAUGGAACGGGAAAAAGACUACGGGGAAUGGUAUAAAGCAAAAAUUAACGAGUACAUCGAAAAGGAAUACGCAAAGCGACUUUCACCUAAUGAAGCUAAUGUAAAUGCUGAUCGCACAUGGUAUUUACCACAUUUCGCCACAUGUAAUGUAAACAAAGUAAACAAACGUAGACUUGUUUUCGAUGCCGCAGCAAAAAUAAAUAAUAUGUCGUUGAAUUGUGCCCUUAUGAAAGGACCGGAGGAGUAUCAACCAAAAUCGCUGUUGGCAAUAUUGUGUAAGUUUAGACAAGGCAAAUUUGCAGUAUGUGGUGACAUAUGUGAGAUGUUUCAUCGGAUUUUGAUUCGCCACGAAGAUCAAAACGCGCAGCGCUUUCUUUGGAGAGAGGGUGAUCGAUCAAAACCAUGUUCUGCACAAUUUGUAAAAAACGUGCACGCAGAAAAAUAUCGUGAUGUGAAUGCAAGAGCCGUCAAUGCCAUUGUGGAUCGGCACUAUGUCGACCACUAUAUGACAGUUUCGACACUGUCGAAGAAUGCACCAAGGAUGUCAUCGAUAUCCAUAGCCACGCCGGGUUCCAGUUAA